UUAACCGACCAACGUUGGAUAACGCUAUCUACUUCCGCAUCUGGAAUGAAUGUGCGCUCCGGGUCGAUCUCGCUGCCACCGGCAUUACCGAGCAUGCCACCAUCACCACCCCCGGAGAACCGGGAUUGUGACAAUCUGAAGCUCGUCAUUAGCUUCAAGCGCACGCUGAUGCUUCCGGAUGCGUUCUUUGCCGACGAACCGUGCGCAUGCUAUUGUGCCGGAUGCCACCGGCCCGGUGUGGCGAAUGUUCUCAAGGGAUGGGUUCGCUUCCGGUUGAACCAGCACACGGUGCAGGGUGGCAAUGGGAACGCGAUAAACACGACGGAUGAUUUCGUCUGGACGACGGCGUACUACAAUACGCGCGUGGACAAGAUACGAUCCGUGCUGGACCACGGUCAACCACUACCAAUUGAAACCGGUUAUCAGCAUCCGGAAUCAUCAAUCUCAGCCCAAACAUCGACCGUGAGCGACAAUUUCAUUCCCGGUACGCACAUUCUUCUACGUUCCUUUCCGGACGCGACGGAACCGAUCAACUCGUCUGCCGGAGUUCCCCUCUCCACCGCUGCCAGCCGUGGGCGCCCGUUUGCGCUCCGCUACAUGGUGAAUGGGCAAUUUUUCCACAUUCGAACCGCUUUCGAAGUGCGUGUCCGCUCGCAAUCCCUCUCGGCCGUGGAUCAUCCCGGUGAGCCGCAACAACGGAAUGCGCUGGUGGACGGCGGAGGUCCGGGUGGUGCAUCGAGUGGUAAUACCACCGGACAUGGUAUCACAGCGGCGCCCGGUUCAUCGAGCGGUUUCAGUAUUCUAGUAGCUUACGUUCAGAAAAUCUAUGUCAUUUCAACUGCUUUAUAA
Anopheles coustani is the source of this 849-nucleotide messenger RNA. RefSeq lists its product as uncharacterized. Lineage: Eukaryota; Metazoa; Arthropoda; Insecta; Diptera; Culicidae. Bases 46 to 849 code for a protein of 267 amino acids. The record is from RefSeq and is a predicted model, not a curated record. The transcript has 2 exons.